Molecule: messenger RNA, 1194 nt
Organism: Myotis brandtii (Brandt's bat)
Lineage: Eukaryota; Metazoa; Chordata; Mammalia; Chiroptera; Vespertilionidae
Gene: SDR16C5
Product: short chain dehydrogenase/reductase family 16C, member 5
Exons: 6
Coding region: 40-966 (308 amino acids)
Biological process (GO): retinal metabolic process; retinol metabolic process
Cellular component (GO): lipid droplet
Molecular function (GO): all-trans-retinol dehydrogenase (NAD+) activity
Source: RefSeq, a predicted model, not a curated record
UGAGUCUGUCUGUCUGUCUUCAUAGGUGUCAGUCAGAAUAUGGCUCCCAACGUGAAGUCAGCAAAGAAAGUAUUCGUUUUCUUAGGAAAAUCAGUAUUUAGUCUUCUGGAGACUAUGAUUUUUACCUUAAUCCCAAAGCCACGGAAGAACGUUGCUGGUGAAAUCGUACUCAUAACAGGUGCUGGGAGUGGACUCGGAAGGCUCUUAGCCCUUAAAUUUGCCCGCCUUGGAGCUGUGCUUGUUCUCUGGGAUAUCAACAAGGAGGGGAAUGAGGAGACGUGCAACAUGGCUCGGGACGCCGGAGCCACUCGAGCCUAUGCCUAUACCUGUGACUGCGGUAGAAAGGAAGAGGUGUAUCGAGUGGCCGAUCAGGUUAAAAAAGAAGUUGGUGACAUUUCCAUUCUAAUCAACAAUGCUGGCAUCGUAACAGGCAAAAGGUUCCUCGACUGCCCGGAUGAGCUUAUCGAAAAGGCUUUUGAUGUGAAUUUCAAAGCACAUUUGUGGACUUAUAAAGCCUUUCUACCUGCUAUGAUCGCUAAUUCGCAUGGACACUUGGUUUGCAUUUCAAGCUCAGCUGGAUUAUUUGGAGUAAAUGGGCUGGCAGAUUACUGUGCAAGUAAAUUUGCAGGCUAUGGAUUUGCUGAAUCUAUUUUUUUCGAACUAUUUGCCCAGAAAAUAAAGGGGAUCAAAACCACUAUUGUGUGCCCAUUUUUUAUAAACACUGGAAUGUUUGAAGGUUGUACUACUGGCUGUCCUUCCCUGUUACCGAUUCUGGAACCAGAAUAUGUAGUCAGAAAGAUAGUAGAUGCUAUCCUGCAAGAAAAAGUGUACUUGUGUAUACCAAAGUUUAUAUACAUACUGAUGUUUUUAAAAAGUAUCCUGCCCAUCAAGUUGAUACUGCUCAUAGGUGAAUAUGUGGGUGCCUUCAAUUUUAUGGAUGGCUUUGUUGGAAAGAAAAAGAACUAAAGACCAACUCUAUGGCUGAUGUCAUCUAAAACCCAACAUUACAUACUGCUUAUUUCCAUGAAGAGAAGGAUUUUUGUCUGAUAGAAUAUAUCUGGAGACGAAAAGUACCAUUCGUGUUCUUCUAUCUGGACUGGAAUAUUCAGCCAAUCCUUUUGAAAAUAAUGUUGCCAUCUGCUUUUUUGUUGAGUGCUUUUAUUUAUUAUUAAUAAAAACAGCUCAUUUUUGUCA